Molecule: messenger RNA, 10221 nt
Organism: Myotis lucifugus (little brown bat)
Lineage: Eukaryota; Metazoa; Chordata; Mammalia; Chiroptera; Vespertilionidae
Gene: DYNC1H1
Product: dynein cytoplasmic 1 heavy chain 1
Exons: 54
Coding region: 16-9987 (3323 amino acids)
Biological process (GO): microtubule-based movement
Cellular component (GO): dynein complex
Molecular function (GO): dynein light intermediate chain binding; ATP hydrolysis activity; dynein intermediate chain binding
Source: RefSeq, a predicted model, not a curated record
GAAUUUUUAAUUUGUAUGCAACACAGAGAAGGCCACAGUUGUCAAGACCUAUUAGGAAGGAGACUUUGUGUUCUAAUUUCUUCUUUGCUUUCUUGUAGCUUGGCAUUCAUUAAACGCACUCCAGUCAUUGAUGCAGACAAACCAGUGUCUUCCCAGCUCCGCAUUCUCACGCUCAGCGAGGACUCCCCAUAUGAAACCUUGCAUUCUUUCAUUAGCAAUGCGGUGGCUCCUUUCUUUAAGUCCUACAUCAGAGAGUCUGGCAAGGCAGACAGGGAUGGUGAUAAAAUGGCUCCUUCAGUUGAAAAAAAGAUUGCGGAACUUGAAAUGGGACUCCUUCACCUGCAGCAAAACAUUGAAAUUCCAGAGAUCAGCUUGCCAAUUCAUCCAAUUAUUACAAAUGUCGCAAAGCAGUGUUACGAGCGUGGAGAAAAGCCCAAAGUUACAGACUUUGGAGAUAAGGUUGAAGACCCAACUUUUCUCAAUCAGCUACAAUCCGGAGUUAACCGCUGGAUCCGAGAAAUUCAGAAAGUGACCAAACUCGACCGAGACCCUGCCUCGGGAACGGCCUUACAAGAAAUCAGUUUUUGGCUGAACUUGGAACGUGCGUUGUACCGCAUACAGGAGAAGCGCGAGAGCCCCGAGGUUCUGCUUACGCUGGAUAUCCUGAAGCACGGCAAGCGCUUCCAUGCCACCGUCAGUUUCGACACUGACACAGGUCUAAAACAGGCUUUGGAAACCGUGAAUGACUACAACCCUCUGAUGAAAGAUUUCCCUCUGAACGAUUUGCUGUCUGCCACUGAGCUGGACAAGAUCAGGCAGGCUCUUGUGGCGAUCUUCACCCAUUUGAGAAAGAUCCGGAACACGAAGUAUCCCAUCCAGAGAGCCCUGCGCUUGGUGGAGGCCAUUUCAAGAGACUUGAGUUCCCAGUUACUCAAAGUGUUGGGCACUAGAAAACUAAUGCAUGUUGCUUAUGAAGAAUUUGAAAAAGUUAUGGUUGCGUGCUUUGAAGUGUUUCAGACUUGGGAUGAUGAAUACGAGAAACUUCAGGUGUUGUUGAGAGACAUUGUCAAACGGAAAAGGGAAGAAAAUCUGAAGAUGGUGUGGCGAAUCAACCCUGCCCACAGGAAGCUUCAGGCUCGCCUAGACCAGAUGAGGAAGUUUCGACGGCAGCACGAACAGCUGAGAGCAGUCAUCGUCAGGGUCCUGAGGCCACAGGUCACAGCGGUUGCACAGCAGAAUCAAGGGGAGGUCCCUGAACCCCAGGAUAUGAAAGUAGCUGAGGUUCUUUUUGAUGCCGCUGAUGCGAAUGCUAUUGAGGAGGUAAACCUCGCCUACGAGAAUGUCAAGGAAGUGGAUGGACUGGAUGUUUCCAAAGAAGGCACAGAGGCGUGGGAGGCCGCCAUGAAGAGAUACGAUGAGAGGAUUGACAGGGUGGAGACCCGGAUCACUGCUCGCCUUCGCGAUCAGCUCGGCACGGCCAAGAAUGCUAAUGAGAUGUUUAGGAUUUUCUCCAGGUUCAACGCACUGUUUGUCAGGCCUCACAUCCGCGGGGCCAUCCGUGAAUACCAGACCCAGCUAAUCCAGCGCGUGAAAGACGACAUUGAGUCUCUUCACGACAAGUUCAAAGUCCAGUACCCACAGAGUCAGGCGUGUAAGAUGAGCCACGUGCGCGAUCUGCCGCCUGUGUCUGGGUCCAUCAUCUGGGCGAAGCAGAUUGACAGACAGCUGACCGCCUACAUGAAGCGUGUGGAGGACGUCCUGGGCAAGGGCUGGGAGAACCACGUGGAGGGGCAGAAGCUGAAGCAGGAUGGCGACAGUUUCCGCAUGAAGCUCAACACCCAAGAAAUAUUUGACGACUGGGCCCGGAAGGUGCAGCAGCGGAACCUGGGCGUCUCGGGGCGCAUCUUCACCAUCGAAAGUACCCGGGUUCGUGGCCGAUCCGGGAACGUCCUCAAGCUUAAGGUCAACUUCCUCCCCGAGAUUAUCACACUUUCAAAAGAAGUUCGAAACCUCAAGUGGCUUGGUUUCCGAGUCCCUCUGGCGAUUGUGAACAAGGCUCAUCAAGCCAACCAGCUCUACCCGUUUGCCAUCUCCCUGAUUGAGAGCGUGCGCACCUACGAGCGCACCUGUGAGAAGGUGGAGGAACGGAACACCAUCUCUCUGCUGGUGGCCGGCCUGAAGAAGGAGGUGCAGGCCCUGAUCGCAGAGGGCAUCGCCUUGGUGUGGGAGUCCUACAAACUCGACCCGUACGUGCAGCGGCUGGCGGAGACUGUCUUCAACUUCCAGGAAAAGGUGGAUGAUCUGCUGAUUAUUGAAGAAAAAAUAGACCUGGAAGUGCGUUCCCUGGAAACCUGUCUGUACGAUCACAAGACUUUCUCAGAGAUCCUGAACAGGGUCCAGAAAGCUGUGGACGACCUCAACCUGCACUCGUACUCCAACCUGCCCAUCUGGGUCAACAAGCUGGACAUGGAGAUUGAAAGAAUACUGGGUGUCCGCCUGCAAGCUGGCCUCAGAGCUUGGACCCAGGUGCUUCUUGGACAAGCUGAAGAUAAAUCAGAAGUUGACAUGGACACAGACGCGCCACAAGUUAGUCACAAGCCUGGUGGAGAGCCAAAGAUCAAGAAUGUCAUUCACGAGCUCAGAAUAACCAAUCAGGUCAUCUACUUGAACCCGCCCAUCGAAGAGUGCAGGUACAAGCUGUAUCAGGAGAUGUUUGCCUGGAAGAUGAUCGUGCUGUCCCUCCCCAGGAUCCAGAGUCAGAGGUACCAGGUGAGCCUCCUGGCCAGGCCGCCCAGUCUCUGCGACCACCUCUCCCCGGUCUCCUUAAAUACAGCUCUUGGCGUCUUUUCAACUCCUGGCUUCAGGCCCUGCUCUCUAAGGGGAGAAGCCUGUGUGCCUGACUUUUCUCGAAGUACUUUUCCCAGUCGUUACGUUUGCAGCUCAGAAAAAUUGGAUAGAAAUCACUCUUUCAGGGCAUACAUAGGAAAGAGAACUUUAACAUCCAGGUUUCUACCAAACCUGCAUCGUUCAACCUGCUUGGUGUUUUCCCUCCAGGUGCGAAUCAUGUUUGAAGUGCAGGACCUGAAGUACGCCACCCUGGCCACAGUGUCGCGCUGCGGCAUGGUCUGGUUCAGCGAGGACGUGCUCAGCACAGACAUGAUCUUCAACAACUUCCUGGCCCGGCUGCGCAGCAUCCCCCUGGACGAAGGGGAGGACGAGGCCCAGCGCCGGCGCAAGGGCAAGGAGGACGAGGGGGAGGAGGCUGCGUCCCCGAUGCUGCAGAUCCAAAGGGACGCGGCAACCAUCAUGCAGCCGUACUUCACGUCCAACGGCCUGGUCACCAAGGCCCUGGAGCACGCCUUCAAGCUGGAGCACAUCAUGGACCUGACCCGCCUGCGCUGCCUGGGCUCCCUGUUCUCCAUGCUGCACCAGGCCUGCCGCAACGUGGCCCAGUACAACGCCAACCACCCCGACUUCCCCAUGCAGAUCGAGCAGCUGGAGCGCUACAUCCAGCGGUAUCUGGUUUAUGCCAUUCUCUGGUCCUUGUCUGGGGACAGUCGGCUGAAAAUGAGGGCAGAGCUGGGCGAGUACAUCAGAAGGAUCACGACCGUGCCCCUGCCCGCUGCACCCAACAUCCCCAUCAUUGAUUACGAGGUGUCCAUCAGUGGAGAGUGGUCGCCGUGGCAGGCCAAGGUGCCUCAGAUUGAAGUGGAGACCCACAAGGUGGCGGCCCCAGACGUCGUCGUGCCGACCCUGGACACGGUCCGCCACGAAGCCCUCCUGUACACCUGGCUGGCCGAGCACAAGCCACUGGUCUUGUGUGGCCCCCCCGGGUCCGGCAAAACCAUGACGCUCUUCAGUGCCCUGCGGGCCCUGCCCGACAUGGAGGUGGUGGGUCUGAACUUCUCCAGCGCCACCACUCCAGAGCUGCUGCUGAAGACCUUCGACCACUACUGCGAGUACCGGCGCACGCCCAACGGCGUCGUCCUGGCUCCCGUCCAGCUGGGCAAGUGGCUGGUGCUGUUCUGUGAUGAGAUCAACUUGCCAGACAUGGACAAGUACGGGACGCAGAGGGUCAUCUCCUUCAUCAGACAGAUGGUGGAACAUGGAGGCUUCUACCGAACCUCAGAUCAAACCUGGGUGAAGCUGGAGAGGAUCCAGUUUGUCGGGGCUUGCAAUCCGCCCACGGAUCCUGGGAGAAAGCCUCUCUCUCACAGAUUCUUGCGUCACGUGCCUGUGGUGUACGUGGAUUACCCGGGACCCGCCUCCCUGACACAGAUCUACGGCACCUUCAACCGGGCCAUGCUGCGGCUCAUCCCGUCGCUGCGCACGUAUGCGGAGCCGCUCACGGCCGCCAUGGUGGAGUUCUACACCAUGUCUCAGGAGAGGUUCACCCAGGACACACAGCCCCACUACAUCUACUCGCCCCGUGAGAUGACGAGGUGGGUGCGGGGCAUCUUCGAGGCCCUGCGGCCGCUGGAGACUCUGCCUGUGGAAGGGCUCAUCAGAAUCUGGGCCCAUGAAGCCCUGCGCCUCUUCCAAGACAGGCUUGUGGAGGACGAGGAGCGGCGCUGGACCGACGAGAACAUCGACAUGGUGGCUCUGAAGCACUUCCCCAACAUCGACAAGGAGAGAGCCAUGCCCUGCAGUCAGCCAUGUCCCUCCUCUAUGUGGCUCCAGCGUGAUUACAUCCCAGUAGACCAAGAAGAGUUAAGAGAUUAUGUCAAAGCAAGGCUGAAAGUCUUCUAUGAAGAAGAGCUUGACGUUCCUCUGGUCCUGUUUAACGAAGUGCUGGACCACGUGCUCAGGAUCGACCGAAUAUUCCGCCAGCCUCAAGGCCACUUGCUUCUGAUUGGGGUCAGUGGAGCGGGAAAAACCACCCUGUCCCGAUUCGUGGCCUGGAUGAACGGUUUGAGUGUGUACCAGAUCAAGGUCCACAGGAAGUACACGGGGGAAGACUUUGACGAAGACCUUCGGACAGUGUUGAGACGUUCUGGCUGCAAAAAUGAAAAGAUAGCGUUUAUAAUGGACGAGUCCAACGUGUUAGAUUCUGGAUUCCUGGAGCGAAUGAAUACGCUUCUGGCCAAUGGAGAGGUCCCUGGUCUGUUCGAAGGCGAUGAGUACGCCACCUUGAUGACCCAGUGCAAAGAGGGGGCCCAGAAGGAGGGCCUGAUGCUGGACUCGCACGAGGAGCUGUACAAGUGGUUCACCAGCCAGGUCAUCCGCAACCUCCACGUCGUCUUCACCAUGAACCCGUCCUCCGAGGGGCUCAAGGACCGGGCGGCCACGUCCCCGGCUCUUUUCAACAGGUGUGUGUUAAACUGGUUUGGGGACUGGUCCACGGAAGCGCUCUAUCAAGUUGGCAAAGAAUUCACCAGCAAGAUGGACCUGGAGAAGCCGAAUUACAUUGUGCCCGACUACAUGCCGGUCGUGUAUGACAAACUGCCGCAGCCGCCGUCACACCGGGAGGCCAUCGUGAACAGCUGUGUGUUUGUCCACCAGACUCUUCACCAGGCUAAUGCUCGGCUCGCCAAGCGGGGCGGCAGGACGAUGGCCAUCACGCCUCGCCACUACCUGGACUUCAUCAACCACUACGCCAACCUGUUCCACGAGAAGCGCAGCGAGCUGGAGGAGCAACAGAUGCACCUGAACGUCGGGCUCAGGAAGAUCAAGGAGACCGUGGACCAGGUAGAAGAGCUGCGUCGUGACUUGAGGAUAAAGAGCCAAGAGCUGGAGGUGAAGAAUGCGGCCGCCAAUGACAAGCUGAAGAAGAUGGUGAAGGACCAGCAAGAGGCCGAAAAGAAAAAGGUCAUGAGCCAGGAAAUCCAGGAGCAGCUGCACAAGCAGCAGGAGGUCAUCGCAGACAAGCAGAUGAGCGUCAAGGAAGACCUGGACAAGGUGGAGCCCGCCGUCAUCGAGGCCCAGAACGCUGUGAAGUCCAUCAAGAAGCAGCACCUGGUGGAGGUGCGGUCCAUGGCCAACCCCCCUGCCGCCGUGAAGCUGGCGCUCGAGUCCAUCUGUCUGCUGCUGGGCGAGAGCACCACGGACUGGAAGCAGAUCCGCUCCAUCAUCAUGCGGGAGAACUUCAUCCCCACCAUCGUGAACUUCUCUGCCGAGGAGAUCAGUGAUGCCAUAAGGGAGAAGAUGAAGAAAAACUACAUGUCCAACCCGAGCUACAACUAUGAAAUUGUGAACCGGGCUUCCCUGGCCUGCGGGCCGAUGGUGAAGUGGGCCAUCGCACAGCUCAACUACGCAGACAUGCUGAAGCGCGUGGAGCCUCUGCGCAACGAGCUGCAGAAGCUGGAGGACGACGCCAAGGACAACCAGCAGAAGGCCAACGAGGUGGAGCAGAUGAUCCGGGACCUGGAGGCCAGCAUCGCCCGCUACAAGGAGGAGUACGCGGUGCUCAUCUCCGAGGCCCAGGCCAUCAAAGCAGACCUGGCCGCCGUUGAGGCGAAAGUGAACCGGAGCACUGCCCUUCUGAAGAGUCUGUCUGCUGAACGCGAACGAUGGGAAAAAACAAGCGAAACCUUCAAAAACCAGAUGUCCACCAUCGCUGGGGACUGCCUCCUGUCGGCGGCGUUCAUUGCUUAUGCAGGUUACUUCGACCAGCAGAUGCGGCAGAACCUGUUCACCACGUGGUCCCACCACCUGCAGCAGGCCAAUAUCCAGUUCCGCACAGACAUCGCCAGGACGGAGUACCUUUCCAAUGCUGACGAGCGCCUCCGCUGGCAGGCCAGCUCCCUACCUGCCGACGACCUGUGCACAGAGAACGCCAUCAUGCUCAAACGCUUCAACAGGUACCCGCUGAUCAUCGACCCCUCGGGACAGGCCACGGAGUUCAUCAUGAACGAGUACAAGGACCGCAAGAUCACGCGGACCAGCUUCCUGGACGACGCCUUCAGGAAGAACCUGGAGAGCGCGCUGCGGUUCGGGAACCCGCUGCUGGUCCAGGACGUGGAAAGCUACGACCCGGUGUUGAAUCCGGUGCUGAACCGCGAGGUGCGGCGCACGGGAGGGAGAGUGCUGAUCACCCUCGGGGACCAGGACAUUGACCUGUCCCCCUCCUUCGUCAUCUUCCUGUCCACCCGCGACCCAACCGUGGAGUUCCCGCCAGACCUCUGCUCCCGGGUCACCUUCGUCAACUUCACCGUCACCCGCAGCAGCUUACAAAGCCAGUGUCUCAAUGAGGUGCUCAAAGCAGAAAGACCUGACGUGGACGAGAAACGCUCCGACCUUCUUAAGCUCCAAGGGGAGUUCCAGCUCCGCCUGCGGCAGCUGGAGAAGUCCCUGCUGCAGGCGCUCAACGAGGUGAAGGGGCGCAUCCUGGACGACGACACCAUCAUCACGACGCUGGAGAACCUCAAGCGGGAGGCCGCCGAGGUGACGCGAAAGGUCGAGGAGACCGACAUCGUGAUGCAGGAGGUGGAGACGGUGUCCCAGCAGUACCUGCCGCUGUCCACCGCCUGCAGCAGCAUCUACUUCACCAUGGAGUCCCUGAAGCAGAUACACUUCCUGUACCAGUACUCGCUGCAGUUCUUCCUGGACAUCUACCACAACGUCCUGUACGAGAACCCCAACCUGAAGGGCAUCACGGACCACACGCAGCGCCUCUCCAUCAUCACCAAGGACCUCUUCCAGGUGGCGUUCAACCGGGUGGCCAGGGGCAUGCUGCACCAGGACCACAUCACCUUCGCCAUGCUGCUGGCCAGGAUCAAGCUGAAGGGCACCCUCGGGGAGCCCACCUACGAUGCGGAGUUCCAGCACUUCCUGCGAGGGAAGGAGAUCGUGCUGACGGCCGGCUCCACGCCCACCAUCCAGGGCCUGACUGUGGAGCAGGCGGAAGCCGUCGUGAGGCUGAGCUGCCUCCCUGCGUUCAGAGACCUGAUCGCCAAGGUUCAGGCCGACGAGCAAUUCGGCAUCUGGCUGGACAGCAGCUCCCCUGAGCAGACGGUGCCCUACCUCUGGAGUGAAGAGAGCCCCGCAACGCCCAUCGGGCAAGCCAUCCACCGCCUGCUCCUGAUCCAGGCUUUCCGCCCCGACCGCCUGCUGGCCAUGGCCCACGUGUUUGUCUCCACGAACCUCGGCGAGUCCUUCAUGUCCAUCAUGGAGCAGCCGCUCGACCUGACGCACAUCGUGGACACAGAGGUAAAGCCGAACACGCCUGUCCUCAUGUGCUCCGUGCCUGGUUAUGAUGCCAGCGGGCACGUGGAAGACCUGGCGGCCGAGCAGAACACGCAGAUCACAUCCAUCGCGAUCGGCUCAGCAGAAGGCUUCAACCAAGCGGACAAGGCCAUCAACACGGCGGUGAAGUCGGGCAGGUGGGUGAUGCUGAAGAACGUGCACCUGGCCCCGGGGUGGCUGAUGCAGCUCGAGAAGAAGCUGCACUCCCUGCAGCCGCACGCCUGCUUCCGGCUCUUCCUCACCAUGGAGAUCAACCCCAAGGUGCCCGUGAACCUGCUCCGAGCCGGCCGCAUCUUCGUGUUUGAGCCGCCCCCGGGAGUGAAGGCCAACAUGCUGAGGACGUUCAGCAGCAUCCCCGUCGCGCGGAUAUGCAAGUCUCCCAACGAGCGUGCGCGCUUGUACUUCCUGCUGGCCUGGUUCCACGCCAUCAUCCAGGAACGCUUACGGUAUGCUCCCCUGGGCUGGUCAAAGAAGUACGAGUUCGGGGAGUCGGACCUGCGGUCGGCCUGCGACACCGUGGACACGUGGCUGGACGACACGGCAAAGGGGCGGCAGAACAUCUCGCCGGAUAAGAUCCCCUGGUCCGCGCUGAAGACCUUGAUGGCCCAGUCCAUCUACGGCGGGCGCGUGGACAACGAGUUUGACCAGCGUCUGCUCAACACCUUCCUGGAGCGCCUGUUCACCACGAAGAGUUUCGACAGCGAGUUCAAGCUGGCCUGCAAGGUCGACGGGCACAAGGACAUCCAAAUGCCGGACGGCAUCAGGCGAGAGGAGUUCGUGCAGUGGGUGGAGCUGCUCCCCGACACCCAGACACCCUCCUGGCUGGGCCUGCCCAACAACGCCGAGAGAGUCCUCCUCACCACCCAGGGCGUGGACAUGAUCAGCAAGAUGCUAAAGAUGCAGAUGCUGGAGGACGAGGACGACCUGGCCUACGCGGAGACCGAGAAGAAGGCGCGGGCGGACUCCACGUCCGACGGGCGCCCCGCCUGGAUGAGGACGCUGCACACCACCGCCUCCAACUGGCUGCACCUCAUCCCCCAGACGCUGAGCCAUCUCAAGCGAACAGUGGACAACAUCAAGGACCCUUUGUUCCGAUUCUUCGAGAGAGAAGUGAAGAUGGGCGCCAAGUUGCUGCAGGAUGUCCGCCAGGAUCUCGCUGACGUCGUCCAAGUGUGCGAAGGGAAGAAGAAGCAGACCAACUACCUGCGCACGCUCAUAAACGAGCUGGUGAAAGGGAUCUUGCCGCGCAGCUGGUCCCACUACACGGUACCUGCGGGCAUGACCGUCAUCCAGUGGGUGUCUGACUUCAGCGAGAGGAUCAAACAGCUACAGAAUAUUUCUCUGGCGGCUGCGUCUGGCGGUGCCAAGGAGCUGAAGAACAUCCACGUGUGUCUGGGUGGCCUGUUCGUGCCCGAGGCGUACAUCACCGCCACGAGGCAGUACGUGGCCCAGGCCAACAGCUGGUCCCUGGAGGAGCUCUGCCUGGAGGUCAAUGUCACCACUUCGCAGAACACCACCCUGGACGCCUGCAGCUUUGGGGUCACGGGUCUGAAGCUGCAGGGGGCCAUGUGCAGCAACAACAAGCUCUCGCUCUCCAACGCCAUCUCCACGGUCCUGCCCCUCACACAGCUGCGCUGGGUCAAGCAGACAAACGCGGAGAAGAAAGCUAACGUGGUGACCUUACCUGUCUACCUGAACUUCACCCGGGCAGACCUCAUCUUCACGGUGGACUUUGAAAUUGCCACCAAGGAAGACCCUCGCAGCUUCUACGAGCGUGGGGUCGCCGUCCUGUGCACGGAGUGAACGACGUUUCCCAGCUCCCGUCUGUAGGGGACGAUGCAAUAUUUAACACGGACUCAUUCUCAUUCUUAAACCUUCGAAAGGCAUGCACUUGUCGGAGCCAGGUCGUCGGUUUGAGGCUGGAGGAGCGUGAGGACGGACGGUCAGGACUGGUGGGAGGUGAGGUGGGCGGGCCCAGGCACGUGUUUUGAGGGUCGAUGGCAUGGCUUGUUUUAUUAAAUAAAACACUAAGCAUGA